This is a messenger RNA of Suillus bovinus, 867 nucleotides long. Its product is annotated as glyoxalase-like domain-containing protein. The record is from RefSeq and is a predicted model, not a curated record. The coding region runs from base 1 to 867 and encodes 288 amino acids. NCBI's taxonomy places the organism in Eukaryota, Fungi, Basidiomycota, Agaricomycetes, Boletales, Suillaceae. The transcript is spliced from 4 exons.
AUGCCAACACCCUCAACCAAGACUCUGGAUCACAUUGUACAUCUCACGCCUCCUGGUUCAGUAGAUGAGGUAUCACGGCAAUUCCGUGAUCUUGGCUUCCAUGUCCUCCCAGGCGGUACGCACGCUGGGGGACUGACAGAAAAUGCGCUCGUGAUGCUGCAAGACGGCGCAUACCUUGAGCUAAUUUCCUUCACGCACCCCGCAUCACAUUACCCGCCAGGAUCACCUGAGCGCCAGAAACGGGAUGCCAAUCCCUGGGCAUGGAAAGAACCUGGUUGGAUUGACUACGCGUUCCUCGGGUCUUCCAGCACCUCAAUAUCAAAACUUAUAAACGCCCGAGCCAAGAAGGAUAAGAGUGGAAUUCGGUAUGAUCCAGAAGUUGAUGGAGGACGAGAGCGCAGCGACGGUAAGAUAUUAAAGUGGCGAAUCUCUGCACCAUCCCAGGAUGGUGACCGAGGAGUUGUUCCAUUCUUCUGCGGAGAUGUCACACCAAGGGAAUGGAGGGUCCCACUGGAUCCCCCUUCGAAUGCAGAACAUCCGUCAGGAGUACUCGGGGUUGCAUACGUCCGAAUUUUGGUGGAGGACGACGAUCUGUCGGACAUGAUAGCGAAUAUAACGUCGGUCACUGGUAAAUCACCCGUGUCGAACACAUCGCGAAGAGCAACUUGGGUACUUGACACACCUAAGACAGACGUCGCUGGAGGAAAACCCCGACUCAUCAUCAGCGUGCCAGAGACAGAAGGCGAACGCUGGACGCUGGAAGGGAGGGGCGAGGGUAUAUAUGAGGUUGCAUUCCUCGUUAACUCAGGAAUGAAGGUGGGGCAAUCCUGGACGCCGUAUGGCAAAAUUGUUUGGUUGAAGGGAUAG